AUGGCCCCUCCGAACCCGCGCGCUGAUUGGGAGCGUUUGGGCGAUCGAUUCUACCGAAAGACUAGAAUCUACGACGGCGUCUUUGAUGAAGAUUUGGAGCUCGAAAAUUAUGUGAUUGCUGCAGCACCGUACGCCGGUGCGCUAGCACUCCAUCGAAGUGAGAGUAAGGUUUAUAGGUAUCGGGAUGCACAAACUGCCAAAGCAAGUAUAGAUAUUUACUCCUUUUCAGGGAAACUGAUAAGUCGUUUCAAUUGGGAGUAUGGGCCAAUCAGAGGAAUGGGCUGGUCCGACAACGAAGAGCUGCUGGUUGUCGCCGAAGACGGUACUGUCCAUCGCUACUUUGGUCUUCAUGGCGACUUUGCACCAUUUUCACUAGGCAACGGUGCCGAGGAAUACGGCGUACGAGCUUGCCGUUUCUGGUCUUCUGGUUUUGUGGCACUUCUAUCAAACAACCAACUAAUUGCAGUCUCCAACUACAAAGAGCCCAGACCCAGGCUGCUGGCUUCCUCGCCAGAAGGAGAAGUCUCAUCAUGGAACAUAAUCCCCCCAGCAUAUACUCUAUCUCGAACGGUGGAGGUGCUCCUUGCUGUCGACAAAACGUUAUAUGUGGUCGACGCGACAGAAGCAGAAGACCGAAUGUUAGAAAGCGGCCCAUUCAAGCACGUAGCUGCCUCGCCGUCAGGAAAUGCCGUAGCUCUCUACACGAGCGAUGGCAGAGUGUGGAUCGUGAGCAGUGAUUUUCAGAACAAAUAUAGCGAGUACGACACAAAAUCCAAGACAGCUCCUAUUACGAUGGAAUGGUGCGGCGACGAUGCUAUUGUUCUUGGCUGGGAGGAUGAAAUACAUCUGGUGGGAAGCAACGGAGCGUCAUCCAAGCAUUACUAUGAUGGACAUGUGCAUGUAUUACCAGAGUUUGAUGGUGUUUGGUUGCUAACAAAUGAGUCAUGCGAAUUUCUCCACAAGAUUUCCGCUGUCACUGAAGAUGUGUUCAGACUUGGUUCCACAUCCCCGGCAUCCGUCCUGUUGGAUUCAAUCGAUCUCUUAGAAAAGAAAUCACCAAAAGUUGAUGAAAACAUGCAACGCAUUCGUCCUAGUCUGCCGGAAGCCGUCGAUACCUGUGUCAGAGCUGCCGGUCAAGAGUUCAACACAGUCUGGCAAAAACGACUUCUAAAAGCUGCAUCUUUUGGAAAGUCUGUUUUAGAGCUCUACAAUAGUGACGAGUUUGUCGAUACCACAGAAAGACUUAGGGUUCUGAAAGCGGUUCGAGAUUUCGAAAUCGGCAUGCCUAUUUCUUCCGAACAGUAUCUCCGUCUAACCCCCGAAAGAUUGUUGGACCGUCUCAUCAAUCGCCACCAUUAUCUGCUGGCAAUUCGUAUGUCUGAAUACAUUCGUCUUCCAACCGACAAGAUUUACGUUCAUUGGGCGAGUCAAAAGGUCAAGGCGUCUACUGCCGAUGAUGACUCUGUAUGCAAAUUGAUUGUACAGAGAUUGGAAGGAAAGUCAGGCAUUUCUUUUGAGACCAUUGCUCAAUCUGCGUAUGAUGAAGGUAGAGCCCAUCUUGCUACACAGCUGUUGAAUCACGAACCACGAGCGGGAAAGCAAGUACCGUUACUUCUCAAUAUGGAGGAGGAUAGCAUUGCCCUUGAUAAGGCCAUGGAGAGUGGUGAUCCAGAUCUGAUCUACUAUGUCUUGCUUCAUUUGAGGAAGAAGCUUCCGCUGUCAACAUUCUUUAGAACAAUCAAUGACCGGCCCGUUGCGGCUGCAUUGGUUGAAGCAUCAGCGCGAGAUGGCGAUGUGGAGUUAUUAAAGGAUUUGUAUUACCAGGACGACAGGCCUAUUGAUGGAUCGAAUAUACUUAUUUCCGAAGCAUUGUCUCGAGAUGACGUUCACACAAAGAUAGACAAGUUGGGUUUGGCCGCUCGUGUUCUUACCGACGCGAAAGAUGCCGCAACGCAAUUCCAACAAAAGUCUAUCUUUGAGGCCACGCAGCUUCUUCGAGUUCAAGAGGGUCUCGACAAGGAACUAUCUGAUGGCCCUGAAUAUGUUGGUCUCAGCCUUAAUGAGACUGUCUAUCGAUUAAUCAAGUCGGGAUAUGGAAAGAGAGCACAAAGGCUCUACAGCGACUUCAAAAUGACAGAGUCUACAUUUUGGUGGAUUCGGUUGAGGGCUCUAGUUGCCAAGCGAGACUGGGGAGAACUGGAAGAGAUAUCAAAGAUGAGAAAAUCGCCCAUUGGUUGGGAGCCAUUCUAUUCCGAAGCCUUGGGAGCAGGGAACACAAAAGUCGCAUCGACUUUUGUCCCCAAGUGCACCAACCUGACCGUCGCCGAAAGAAUCGAAAUGUGGAUGAAGUGUGGUAUGAUCGUCAAGGCAGGAGAAGAGGCUUUGCGAGCCAAGGACUUAAACACAUUGGAAGUCCUGAGGACGAAGGCUUCUGGUGCUGCAUUAGGCGAGAUAGAUCGCAUGAUAAAUCAACUCCGGCCCAGAAGAUAA
This is a messenger RNA of Talaromyces marneffei, 2490 nucleotides long. RefSeq lists its product as uncharacterized. Bases 1 to 2490 code for a protein of 829 amino acids. Gene Ontology annotation, biological process: endosomal transport; intracellular protein transport; vacuole fusion, non-autophagic. NCBI's taxonomy places the organism in Eukaryota, Fungi, Ascomycota, Eurotiomycetes, Eurotiales, Trichocomaceae. Gene Ontology annotation, cellular component: lysosomal membrane; HOPS complex; cytoplasm. The transcript is spliced from 7 exons. The record is from RefSeq and is a predicted model, not a curated record. Gene Ontology annotation, molecular function: actin binding.